Messenger RNA from Teleopsis dalmanni, 2093 nucleotides. RefSeq lists its product as uncharacterized. The coding region runs from base 410 to 1663 and encodes 417 amino acids. The record is from RefSeq and is a predicted model, not a curated record. NCBI's taxonomy places the organism in Eukaryota, Metazoa, Arthropoda, Insecta, Diptera, Diopsidae. The transcript is spliced from 3 exons.
GGUUUUCCAACUUCUCGGUAAACUUGUAUCCUCCUUUAACCUGUCAAAAACAAAAUACAUAACAAAAAAAAAACCGCAAAAAUAUUGCCGCAAGAACAACAACUAAUGGGAGCAAGGACAAAACAAACUGAGAAAAAUCAAUAAAAACUCUCAUUUUUAAUAUUACUUGCAAAUGUUUGUGCGUAUGUCCUGUUAAUUGCAUUUAUAAACGGAAAGGCGUAUUUACUUUGUUGCAGUCCAGUGAAAGGACUUCAAAUCAUUUUUUAAAUUAAAAUACGUAAAAGCAAACGGGAAGGAUGUACAGCACAGAAAAUAUACGAAGUUGUUAAAUUUUUUAUUAAAUAUAAAACAAGUUUUACAAAAACUUAUCAAAGAUUUGUCAGUUCAUGAAAUAUUUAUUCUAAACAAAAUGGUCAGUAAACUUGCAAUAAAUAACGAAGUAAACGUUGUCAAGGACCGCCCAGUUUUCAUACCACCAAGAAAGCGUCAAUCUUCAAAGAAGACAAAUGGAGCACAGAACUAUGUUGACCAUAUUGUUAAUGUACAGCAUCGCCAAAAACUCUCACCAUCUAAUCCAGGACUUGAGGAAGAUCUAUUAAAAACAUCUUUAAUUUUAAAAAAUAAACAGCCACUGCCACAAAUACCUGGAAUUGCUACUGUUGACACAAAUAUCGAGGAAAAAUCAGUUCACUCUCUACAUCAAAGUACAAAAUCGUCACAAUCAGUUGAUAAUAUAUACGAAGAUGAUAAUGAGUUGCGAAAUUUUGAUAAUAGUCUAAAACCGCAUAAUCACCAUUUUGAGAGUUCAACUGUUACACCGACGAGUUUUUCGGAAAGUAGUCUUGAUGUAAAACUAAGUAAGUCCCACGAUUGUUUAAGUAAUCGUUCCGCAUCUAAAAAACGUGUAAAUAUACACACCGAUUUACCUACAUAUCAACUACGUAAUAGCCCAAGACUUUCACCUGAAAUAGCCAAUUAUGAAGAUGUUGAGUCUGGUGAAACAAGUGUACUCAAUAUUGACAUGCAGAGUCUGGAACGGUUUAAUACAAGACGUUCAAUGGAUAGUAACUAUUUAACAAUGACUGGCACUAUUAAACGUGGACGCAAGAAGGGACAAAAUUUGGAUCUACAAAUUAAUAUAAGCCGAGAAGAAUUAGAACAAAUCAAUGCUACUGCCAUUGCGACUGAAGUAAAGAAGAAACAAAAUCUAUGCUUCACUUGUUCCUUAAAUACUGGUUUGCAUAUCCUACUUUUAUCACUUGUGAGUCUUCCAUUUGUAACAAUAAUUUCAAGCAUAUACUCAUUUUACAUUGGCACAUUAACCUGGUAUAAUAUGUUCAGUCUCUUCAAUGAGGAGAAGUCAUAUUUGCAUAGAGUUUUUAUGAGUCCGAUAUUAAUAAUAGCAUAUCCAGUUGGUAUUAUUCUUUGCACAGUCGGUUUAGGAAUUUAUGCUGGCAUUGUGCAGAUUAGUUUACAAUUUAAUAGUUGGUUAAACGAGGUAGCAGAUAUUGAAAAAGGUUUUUAUGGUUGGUUGUGUUCCUUUUUGCACAUGUCAGAUUGUAGUCCAUAUGAGGUUAUUAUUUUGACGGAUAUACGUUUGCCUAAUGACGAAGAAACGCAAAGACACCACGUGAAUACUUCAACAGAGGAAUUAUCAUUGUAAAUGAUAGCAUUACUGCUAUAUCAGAUUGAAUGGGAUAGUGUCCGAAGCCGUCGUCGUAGCAAGUGAUAUACGAAUAGAACUGUGGUUUAAUGUAACAAAAAUAAUAAUGAAUAUAUACAAACCAAAUACAAAUCUUAGUCAAUACAAAUUUAUUUAAUAAUGGUUUUGUAUUUUCAACAAAAAUGGGUGAUAACAGCCAGUUAAUGUGAACUAAGUUUCCUUUACGUAAAUUUUUAAUUCCUCUUUGAAACAAAAUUUAAGUAGUUUUCUAGUCGCAUAGCUUGUAAGAUUUCGUAAACGAUUUAAACGAUUUACAGUUAUAUGAUUUUAUUAAAAAUAAUUAGCAUAAAAAGUUUCUAAUUACACAUAAACCAAAGAUUAUACAUAUACAACUCUAUAUAUACAAAAUAACAAAAAUUAAAUAUUUUUC